UCUUCCAAACCCAACAUUAAGAUUUCCAAAGCGAUCAUAUUAUUCCAAUCCCAAACACUCACAAAGAGAAAACCUCUGUUUUUUUUGUUGCUGUGAAUUUCGAACUUCAAGUUUGCUUCGAUGGCGGCCAAGACUGAAGGAAAAGCAAUAGGCAUCGACCUCGGCACCACCUACAGCUGCGUCGGGGUGUGGCAGAACGACCGCGUCGAGAUCAUCGCCAAUGACCAGGGCAACCGCACCACUCCGUCCUACGUGGCGUUCACCGACACCGAGCGGCUGAUCGGUGAUGCGGCCAAGAACCAAGUCGCCAUGAACCCGAAGAACACCGUCUUCGACGCCAAGCGUCUGAUCGGUCGGAGAUUCUCCGACCCGUCUGUACAAGCCGACAUGAAGCUCUGGCCUUUUAAGGUCAUACCCGGCCCCGGCGACAAGCCCAUGAUCGUCGUCCACUAUAAAAACGAAGAGAAGCAGUUCUCGGCGGAGGAGAUUUCCUCCAUGGUGCUGACGAAGAUGAAGGAGAUUGCUGAGGCCUUUUUGGGUCAGACUAUCAAGAACGCCGUGGUGACUGUUCCUGCUUAUUUCAACGACUCCCAAAGACAGGCCACCAAGGACGCCGGAGUUAUAUCCGGCCUCAAUGUGAUGCGAAUCAUUAACGAGCCGACGGCUGCUGCUAUAGCAUAUGGUCUGGACAAGAAGGCCUCACGGAAAGGUGAGCAGAAUGUUCUGAUUUUCGAUCUCGGCGGUGGUACUUUUGAUGUGUCACUUCUGACUAUUGAGGAGGGGAUUUUCGAAGUCAAGGCCACCGCCGGUGACACUCAUCUGGGCGGUGAGGACUUCGAUAAUCGUAUGGUAAAUCAUUUCGUGGCGGAGUUUAGGAGGAAGCAUAAGAAGGAUAUCAGUGGGAAUGCUAGAGCUCUGAGGAGGCUGAGGACUGCUUGCGAGAGGGCCAAGAGGACUCUGUCUUCGACUUCUCAGACCACAAUUGAGAUCGAUUCUCUUUACGAAGGAAUCGAUUUCUACUCGACGAUCACGAGGGCCAGGUUCGAGGAGCUGAACAUGGACUUGUUCAGGAAGUGUAUGGAGCCGGUGGAGAAGUGUCUGAGGGAUGCGAAGAUCGACAAGAGCCAGAUUCACGACGUUGUUUUGGUGGGUGGCUCGACUAGGAUUCCCAAGGUUCAGCAGCUUCUGCAGGACUUCUUCAAUGGGAAGGAACUUUGCAAGAGUAUUAACCCGGAUGAGGCUGUGGCUUAUGGCGCUGCGGUUCAGGCUGCGAUUUUGACCGGUGAAGGUGAUCAGAAGGUUCAGGAUCUUUUGUUGCUUGAUGUCACUCCUCUCAGUCUUGGGCUUGAGACAGCUGGUGGUGUGAUGACCACUUUGAUUCCGAGGAACACGACUAUUCCAACCAAGAAGGAGCAGAUCUUCUCUACUUAUUCGGAUAACCAGCCCGGGGUUUUGAUCCAAGUUUAUGAAGGAGAGAGGGCCAGGACCAAGGACAACAAUCUCUUGGGGAAAUUCGAGCUGACUGGCAUUCCACCAGCUCCUAGAGGUGUGCCUCAGAUCAAUGUCUGCUUCGAUAUUGAUGCUAAUGGUAUCUUGAAUGUCUCGGCUGAGGACAAGACUGCUGGAGUGAAGAACAAGAUCACGAUCACCAAUGACAAGGGAAGGCUGAGCAAGGAGGAAAUAGAGAAGAUGGUGCAGGAUGCAGAGAGGUACAAGGCGGAGGACGAGGAGGUGAAGAAGAAGGUGGAUGCUAAGAAUUCUUUGGAGAAUUAUGCUUACAAUAUGAGGAAUACUAUCAAGGAUGACAAGAUUGCAGGGAAAUUGGAUCCUUCAGAUAAGCAAAGGAUCGAGAAGGCUGUGGAGGAGGCUAUUCAGUGGCUGGAGGGGAACCAAUUGGCCGAGGUGGAUGAGUUGGAGGACAAGCAGAAAGAGUUGGAGGGGAUUUGCAAUCCCAUUAUUGCUAAGAUGUAUCAGGGUGCUGGUGGUGCAGGAGGUAUGCCACCUAUGGGGGAUGACAUGCCUGGUGCUGGUUCUGGUUCUAGUUCUGCAACUGGAGCUGGCCCAAAAAUCGAAGAGGUUGAUUAAGCUGGAAAAUGUGCGAGGAUGGGUCGUUCUAUUUAGCUUUUGGGUUUAUGAAUGUAAUUCUUCUUUUUGGGUUUAGCUUGUAACUUUGCAAGCAUGGGCUUCUUUUUUGUGUCUGGGGGUCUUGGGUUAAAUCAAAAGCCAUGGUAGUAUGUAUUGUAUAAGAGUAUCUAGUAGUUGUGUUCAAUAAAGAGUUUAGUUUUCUUCUGUAAGAA
Messenger RNA from Rosa chinensis, 2297 nucleotides. Its product is annotated as heat shock 70 kDa protein. NCBI's taxonomy places the organism in Eukaryota, Viridiplantae, Streptophyta, Magnoliopsida, Rosales, Rosaceae. Gene Ontology annotation, molecular function: heat shock protein binding; misfolded protein binding; ATP binding. The transcript has 2 exons. Gene Ontology annotation, cellular component: cytoplasm. Gene Ontology annotation, biological process: protein refolding; cellular response to unfolded protein. The coding region runs from base 121 to 2085 and encodes 654 amino acids. The record is from RefSeq and is a predicted model, not a curated record.